Molecule: messenger RNA, 1343 nt
Organism: Drosophila biarmipes
Lineage: Eukaryota; Metazoa; Arthropoda; Insecta; Diptera; Drosophilidae
Gene: Gapdh1
Product: glyceraldehyde-3-phosphate dehydrogenase 1
Exons: 1
Coding region: 76-1074 (332 amino acids)
Biological process (GO): glucose metabolic process
Molecular function (GO): oxidoreductase activity, acting on the aldehyde or oxo group of donors, NAD or NADP as acceptor; NADP binding; NAD binding
Source: RefSeq, a predicted model, not a curated record
CAGAAAAAGUGGCAGUCGUAAUAGCGAGCUGAAAGUGAACGUGAGGAAAAGUGAAAAGCAGGCUGAGAUUUAACCAUGUCGAAGAUCGGAAUUAACGGAUUUGGCCGCAUCGGCCGUCUGGUGCUGCGCGCCGCCAUCGACAAGGGCGCUUCCGUGGUGGCCGUCAACGAUCCCUUCAUCGAUGUCAACUACAUGGUCUACCUGUUCAAAUUCGACUCGACUCACGGUCGUUUCAAGGGCACCGUUGCCGCCGAGGGCGGUUUCCUGGUGGUCAACGGCCAGAAGAUCACCGUCUUCAGCGAGCGCGACCCGGCCAACAUCAACUGGGCCAGCGCCGGUGCCGAAUACGUGGUGGAGUCCACCGGUGUCUUCACCACCAUUGACAAGGCCUCCACCCACUUGAAGGGCGGCGCCAAGAAGGUCAUCAUCUCGGCCCCAUCCGCCGAUGCGCCCAUGUUCGUCUGCGGCGUCAACCUGGAGGCCUACAGCCCCGACAUGAAGGUCGUGUCCAACGCCUCGUGCACCACCAACUGCCUGGCUCCCCUGGCCAAGGUCAUCAAUGACAACUUCGAGAUCGUCGAGGGUCUGAUGACCACCGUGCACGCCACCACUGCCACCCAGAAGACCGUCGACGGUCCCUCGGGCAAACUGUGGCGCGAUGGACGUGGUGCCGCCCAGAACAUCAUCCCGGCAUCGACUGGCGCCGCCAAGGCUGUGGGCAAGGUCAUCCCCGCCCUCAACGGCAAGCUGACCGGCAUGGCCUUCCGCGUGCCCACGCCCAAUGUGUCCGUGGUGGAUCUUACCGUCCGCCUGGGCAAGGGUGCCACCUACGACGAGAUCAAGGCUAAGGUCGAGGAGGCCUCCAAGGGACCCCUGAAGGGAAUCCUGGGCUACACCGACGAGGAGGUCGUCUCCACCGACUUCCUCAGCGACACCCACUCGUCGGUGUUCGACGCCAAGGCUGGCAUUUCCCUCAACGACAAGUUCGUCAAGCUCAUCUCGUGGUACGACAACGAGUUCGGUUACUCCAACCGCGUCAUCGACCUGAUCAAGUAUAUGCAGACCAAGGAUUAAGCACUCUAAUCGUACAAAUUUGUACCACAAACCCGGGGCCCACGAGUCUGGUGGGCAGGAAUCACACUGUUAUGCAAUGCGCCCCGGUGGUUCAGCACUAUGCGCAAUUAAAUAUGCUUUUUUGGUUGGCUCCUAAAGUUACCAUUCAAAUACAAAAUAACCAUAGCUACACGAAUACAUAUAUUUAUUGUUGUUGAAUAAAGUAUCGCUCUGUUACUGUAUUUAAACGCCAGCUAUUUAAAAAAUAAAUUAUUGUGCAUAGUUGUGUA